Oncorhynchus mykiss (rainbow trout) is the source of this 3096-nucleotide messenger RNA. RefSeq names its product E3 ubiquitin-protein ligase pellino homolog 2. Gene Ontology annotation, biological process: regulation of Toll signaling pathway; protein polyubiquitination. Lineage: Eukaryota; Metazoa; Chordata; Actinopteri; Salmoniformes; Salmonidae. The record is from RefSeq and is a predicted model, not a curated record. Gene Ontology annotation, molecular function: ubiquitin protein ligase activity; protein binding.
UUGUACUCUGCUACAGAACAGAUUCGUGUCGCGCGGGCCUUUAAUCGAUAGCUUUGCAACAAUCUUUCCAAAAGAUGGUAGCUCACGGAAUUAAAACAAUAAAACGAAGAACAAGAACAAUUGCCUCUAUCCAAACUCGGAUAUACUAACAUUCAAGUAACUUCCUCAUAGUUUGAAAGGUGUAGCCUAUUUCUUUUUUUCACUACUAUUGCUCUCGAAGGUUUACAAGAGCAAGCUCGCGCCAGUCGGAUGAAUUCGCCAAACCAGGACGAAGAUGAUGUGCCCGUUAAAGACCCGGUAAAAUACGGAGAGUUGGUCAUAUUGGGGUACAAUGGUUCUCUGCCCAGUGGGGACAGGGGGAGGAGGAAGAGCCGCUUCGCUCUGUACCGGAGGACCAAGGCCAACGGAGUCAAACCCAGCACUGUUCACAUCCUCAACACACCACACGACAGCAAGGCAGUCCACAGCAGAGGGCAGCACAGCAUCUCCUUCACUCUGUCCCGCAACCAGACAGUGGUGGUGGAGUACUGCCACGACAACGACACUGACAUGUUCCAGAUUGGGCGCUCCACAGAAAGUCCAAUAGACUUUGUUGUGACGGACACUUCAGGAGAGGGGAAGGAGGGUGAGGACCCCUCGGUGGCCCCCAGCACCAUCUCCCGCUUCGCCUGCAGGGUGGUGUGUGAACGCAACCCCCCCUACACCGCACGCAUCUAUGCCGCUGGCUUCGACUCCUCCAAAAACAUCUUCCUAGGGGAGAAAGCCACUAAGUGGAAGAACCCGGAUGGCCACAUGGAUGGUUUGACUACCAACGGGGUGCUGGUGAUGCACCCUGAGGGCUUCCCUGAGGACAGCAGACAGGGUCUAUGGAGGGAGAUCUCUGUAUGUGGGGACGUCUACGCCCUCCGAGAGACACGCUCCGGACCCAGCCGAGGAAAACUGGCGGAGGGAGAAAGCAGUGCCCUUCGUGAUGGUUCUCUGGUGGACCUGUGUGGAGCCACUUUGCUGUGGCGUACUGGAGAGGGCCUGCUCCGCGCUCCCACCCUCCGCCACCUGGAGGCACUGCGACAGGAGCUCAACGCUGCCCGGCCACAGUGUCCUGUAGGCCUCAGUACCCUGGCCUUCCCCAGCUUGCCACGCAGCCAUAGUCUGGAGGAGCGCCAGCCCUGGGUCUACCUCACCUGUGGACAUGUGCAUGGCCACCAUGACUGGGGCCAGCGUCCGGAGCGCCGGGAGGAGGGAGGAGAAGAGGGGGAGGAAGGGAUCACAACGGUCCGCCGGGAGUGCCCUCUAUGCAGGAGCGUAGGGCCCUACGUGCCCCUGUGGCUGGGGUGUGAGCCCGCCGUGUACGUGGAUGCUGGAGCUCCCACAUAUGCGUUUGUACCCUGCGGCCACGUUUGUUCGGAGAGGACAGCCAAGUAUUGGGCGGAUACCCCACUGCCUCAUGGGACACAUGCCUUCCGGCCCACCUGUCCCUUCUGCUCUGCUCCUCUCAGCAGCACCCCACAGGGCUGGACACGCCUCAUCUUCCAGGGCCCUAUCGACUAGCUCGGGCCCCCGGGAAUGGAGACCACAACUACUACGCAAACGUGGAACCAACCAUGUCACUAAGCCAAGGGCCCAAUCCUAACUUGAGAUAAUAGUGCGGAACUAACGUGAAUAUUUCUUCCAUUUACACUGCAUCCUUGAUGUAUGAUUUUAGACAAGUGCGUGUAACUUAAACAUCUUUGUAAAUCAUGUGUUGAUGUCAGUUUAGGAUCUGUGUGGAAGUUUAAGUUAGACUCACGUUUCUCUCAAGGUAAGAUUUUGUCCAUAACAGAACCUCACUUCAAAAGCAAUAAGAACUCCACUAUAGCAAAGCAUUACACUCAUAGAUAAGCUAGUUGUUCCGUUAGUCAUCCAUGUUUCCAGUUGUCUCUUCAGACAUGGCUGAAUGUUGUCUGCAGCUCAAGGGCUAAACCUGGGGUAUGUUGAAGUCACUGGAUGUUCAUAUUUAAUGGUUUCCUGAAAAUAAUGGUUAAUGGUUUCCCUCUCAGCCUAAUUUUGAACCAAAAAUGUAAUGAUGCUUCCAAAGUUUUUGAUUGAAUAUUCCAUUUGACAAAAUUUGAAUUUUUCUGAAAACAAAACAUUGUAAUAUUGCGAAGCGGUUCACCUCGCAAUUACCAAUAACUUACUUUAUAGUAGCAAAGAUAAGUGAUGUUUGUGAACAUUCUGCAGUUUGACCACACCUCAGGUUGGGAACCAGUCAGACAGACAAGGUCUUUGCCAUGUGUCAAUAUAGCAGAAAGAUCAAAGGCUGUGACCGAAGGUAACCUCAUAAGACAACAGUUUUUCAAUUAAAAUGUAACUAUUUUAUUAAAAUUGGGGAUGUUUGGGAUGGGUUAGGAUUUUAUUUAGAUGUUAAGAUACAACUAUUUUUUUAUCUUGAGUAUUGUUUUUAGUUAAAUGUGAUUUGUCAAUGUAAGUGUUUUCUAUAUGUGUAUGAUGAUGAUUAUUAUUAUUAUUAUGUGUGUUCGAUGAAACUGGGAGAGCUUGUGAGUGUGAGAAAAUUGCCAACACUGUGUCACACAACCAUAAAAAAUUGCCCAGACAAUGAAUGUAGCCAAAUACUCAGGCUAUACUAGCUUAGCCUUCCAAUGUGCUCGUAUUGAAUUGUUCUAUAUUAUGCUACUAUUUUUUUAUCUAAACAUCAUGAUAUAGCUGGAACAUUUCAAAUUGCUUCAAGAAGAUGAACCCGUUAAAUAACAUACCUACACUACUUCUCGUUUAUCUUGCAUGAACACACACACACACAUCUUGCACUGUGCCAAACCUUGCAUUUAUGCUAAAUUGUACACAGUGUUACAUGUUAAUUAUACACGGUACUAAAUGCCUCAAGUGAAAAGAAAUGCUGGCGAAGUGAGCAGUCCAACAGAAAUCUAUAAUUUAAACAUGUUCUUUCCCAUAUAAGAAAUGUACACGCCUACUCAGCUGCUAUUCAGGGACAGAGAACAUGCAGUAGAACCGACAUGAUGUAGUUAUCUAGAAUAGAGAUAAUCGUGUCAGCUCUAUAUUACCUUUCUAUGAUGUAUUAACUUUUUCAGGUUUACAGCCGUC